AACGGUCAUCAUGCAUUGGUCUGUUUGCAAUCCAAAGUUUAGUUAGCUAUAGUAAUACGACAGCUCGAGUCGCAGACAGACAGGCACAAAGCCCGUGGUCGAGACAAAAAGCUCUCGCAGACAAUACGCUAGCUAAUCGCGCAGUGAACCCUCGUUCAGGCUCUUCAAUUACCAGUGGUGUGUCGUGAGAAGCCAUGGCCGUCGCAGCAGCCCAGAAGAACCGCGAAAUGUUCGCCAUCAAGAAGUCCUACAGCAUCGAGAACGGUUACCCGUCUCGUCGCCGCUCUCUCGUAGACGACGCCCGGUUCGAAACCCUGGUAGUCAAACAGACCAAACAGAGCGUUCUGGAAGAGGCUCGCGCCCGCGCCAAUGACUCUGGCUUGGAGUCAGAAUUUAUCCAAGACGGGAUUCAUAUUGGCAACGGCGAUAACUCCCCGACUGUCGAAGAUGGCACCCAACAAGAUGAAACCAAGAAUGGUCACCUUGCUGACGCUGAUAUCGGUGACGACGAUGCCAAAGCUGAUGAGGACUAUACUUUGACCGAAGAGGAAGUAAUUUUGCAAAACGCUGCAAGUGAAUCCCCUGAGGCAGAGCAGGCUACUCAGCAAGCGGCCCUUUUGUUACGCAUGCGAGAUGGAAUGGGCUCACUCGCACGCAUUCUGAAGACCAUUGACAACUACAAGGGAUGCGUUCAGCAUCUCGAGACUCGUCCUUCUCAACAAGCCGGUGUCCAGUUUGACGCCCUCGUCAAAGUCAGCAUGUCUCGCAUCAAUCUUUUGCAACUUAUCAGAUCUCUUCGUCAGUCAACCUCUUUCGCUGGAGUUAACCUCGUUUCUGAGAACAACAUUUCAAGCAAAACCCCGUGGUUCCCUCGCCACGCCUCGGAUCUUGAUAACUGCAACCAUCUAAUGACCAAGUAUGAGCCCGAAUUGGAUAUGAACCAUCCUGGUUUCGCUGAUAAGGAAUACAGAGAGCGCAGGAAGCAAAUCGCUGAAAUUGCUUUUGGCUACAAGUACGGAGACCCCAUCCCGUCCAUCACCUACAAGGAGACCGAGAAUGCUACCUGGCAGCGAGUUUUCAACACCGUGUUAGAUCUCAUGCCAAAGCAUGCUUGUAAGGAGUACAAAGCUGCUUUCGGUAAACUGCAAGCGGCUGACAUCUUUGUACCUCACCGCAUCCCUCAGCUGGAGGAUGUGAGCAACUUCCUUCGCAAGCACACGGGCUUCACGCUGCGCCCGGCGGCUGGUCUCCUCACCGCCCGCGACUUCCUGGCCUCGCUCGCGUUCCGCGUUUUCCAAUCGACUCAAUAUGUUCGCCACGCCAACUCACCUUUCCACACUCCUGAACCUGACUGCAUCCACGAGCUUCUUGGACACAUCCCUCUCUUGGCCGACCCCAGCUUCGCUCAGUUCUCUCAAGAAAUCGGACUUGCAUCUCUUGGCGCCUCAGACCCCGAAAUCGAAAAGCUCUCUACUGUGUACUGGUUCACCGUUGAAUUUGGACUUUGCAAGGAGAACCAACAGCUGAAGGCGUACGGUGCUGCUCUCUUAUCCUCAAUCGGAGAGUUGCUCCAUGCCCUCAGUGACAAGCCGGAACUCAGACCUUUCGAACCCGCAUCCACUUCUGUGCAGCCCUACCAAGACCAGGAAUACCAACCCAUCUACUACGUAGCUGAGAGCUUCGAAGAUGCCAAAGAUAAAUUCAGACGCUGGGUGUCGACCAUGUCUCGUCCCUUCGAAGUGCGCUUCAACCCGCAUACGGAGCGCGUCGAGAUGCUCGACUCUGUGGACAAACUGGAAACCCUCAUCUGGCAACUUAACACGGAGAUGCUCCACCUGACCAACGCCGUCAAGAAGCUCAAGGACUCGCAUUUCGAGUGAAUACCCAACCCGUAGUACACAUCAAUGGUUCAUUGCACGCGGCCUUGCCGCAUUCUGUAUAGCUAGUGAUAUAAUAGAUGUAAGACUGUUGUUGGCGUGUGUGGAGCGUAUGUGUGAGCGAUUGUGGAAACCAGCCGAUGGUACUUCGUUGCAUUCCUUUUUGUACCUUAUUGUAUUAUUUAUUAUGCCAGCUCAUUGCCCGGGUCUUGGAAACUUCAUGGGUCUCCUGAUUGCCCAUUUACGGAGCCUAUGUAAGUUUCUAGAGUCCUUUACUACCUAUUAUUAGUAUUAAUUUAUAAUUUAAUGAAACACAAAUAAAUAAAAAAUGGAGCACCAAAAAUAUAUAAAAAUGAAUCAUAAAAAUAAAUAUGCGUUUGCGUGAACUUUGAUGUUUCAUUAAUUACCUCGACCCUCCACGGAAGCCAGUCU
Messenger RNA from Trichoplusia ni (cabbage looper), 2309 nucleotides. RefSeq names its product tyrosine 3-monooxygenase (gene ple). The transcript is spliced from 8 exons. Gene Ontology annotation, cellular component: axon; cytoplasm; perikaryon. Bases 195 to 1880 code for a protein of 561 amino acids. Lineage: Eukaryota; Metazoa; Arthropoda; Insecta; Lepidoptera; Noctuidae. The record is from RefSeq and is a predicted model, not a curated record. Gene Ontology annotation, biological process: dopamine biosynthetic process from tyrosine. Gene Ontology annotation, molecular function: iron ion binding; tyrosine 3-monooxygenase activity.